CAACAAUCCAAACGUUCGCCCACCGCGAUCGGCAGGCGACGCUGGCGGAGGCCCCGCCCCCUGGGCACUUAAGGCCCCUCCCCCCGGUGUCCGUGUGCGGCCGGCGCAGUAAGUUUGCGGCGCAUGCGCACUCUCGCCCCUCUUUUCCUUGGAAGCAGCCCCGAAGCGUCUCACCAUGUCAGAACCCGAUCUGGAAUUCGCCAAAGUGGAGUCGGGCGCGUCGGCCACGUACCCGAUGCAGUGCUCGGCCCUGCGCAAGAACGGCUUCGUGGUUCUCAAGGGGCGCCCCUGCAAGAUCGUGGAGAUGUCCACCUCCAAGACCGGCAAGCACGGCCACGCCAAGGUCAACCUGACCGGCAUCGACAUCUUUACCCAGAAGAAGUAUGAAGACAUGUGCCCCUCCACCCACAACAUGGAUGUGCCCUCCAUCAAGAGGCUCGACUAUCAGCUGCUCAACAUCACCGACAACUUCAUGUGCUUGAUGGCCGACAACGGCGACAUCCGCGAGGACCUCCGCGUUCCCGACAGCGAGGUCGGCAAGGAAAUCGAGUCAAAGUUUGAGGCCGGCGACGAGUUUCUGGUCACCGUGAUGUCCGCCAUGGGGGAGGAGUGCGCCGUGGCGACCAAGGUCCUGACCAACAAAUAAGCGGACGGACUUUGCAGCCCCGGCGACGAGCACCGCCCACAACCAGUCUUGCAUUCUCAUUGGUUCUUCUGUCACCAAAGCGUCGGCCUUCACUGACAACCUCAAAUCAUCUUUUGUCACUUCUCGAUUGUUUUUUUUUUUUUUUUCCUUUUCUUGCUCCCAUUUUGCUUUCUGUCAUCGCCGCGGGAGUAUUCGGUCGGGAUCGACUCGCCGCCCGAUCGCGUCGACUUUCUAGAAAACGACUGGAGGGGGGGAAAAAAAAAAUCUGCUCGCGGCUUGCGCUUGUUUUGGCCUUCACAGUGUUGCUCACGUUCCUGAAUGUUGAAAUAACAACAAUGGGAUUCAGCUUUUUGUUUUAAUUUUUUGUCUGUUCGUAUUCUCUCGGUUGCCAUCUUUUCGGGCGAGGCGAGGGGUCGCUAGAUAAUAAGGUCCGCUCGGGGGCGCCCCCGUAGCGGCGAGCUUGUCCGUCAAUGGCAUGUUGGGGACGGCAGCGGGCGCUUGAGACUCACCCCAAAUUCCCAAACCAGGAAGUCCCGUCCCCCCCCCCAACCCCCCUACAAAAUUUUGGUAGUCGCGCGCAAGUGAUUUCUGUCCCCUCCCCUCAACCAACGGGGCCGGCCGGCCGUCCGUCCGUCAGUCAGUCAGUCGUCCCCGGCCAUCCUCCCAAUACUAAACGAGUGUCGUUUUUCUUUUCUUGCUUUUUUUUUUUUUUUUUUUGACCGAUCCAAGAGGCGCAGGCGGAAUGCAGUGUGAGCUUGGCCCACGCGGAGGCGCUUUGCAGUGAGCUUUCUGUUUGAGGGACUCAAAUGGGGUUUGGGGAGGGUGGCGGCCGCAAACUUUUUGUUCACUCGAGGCCUUUGUCACCUGACUGGAGAUGGCUGAAAAUAAAACCUUGAAACAAAUGGA
Molecule: messenger RNA, 1552 nt
Organism: Syngnathoides biaculeatus (alligator pipefish)
Lineage: Eukaryota; Metazoa; Chordata; Actinopteri; Syngnathiformes; Syngnathidae
Product: eukaryotic translation initiation factor 5A-1-like
Exons: 5
Coding region: 176-646 (156 amino acids)
Biological process (GO): positive regulation of translational elongation; positive regulation of translational termination
Molecular function (GO): translation elongation factor activity; ribosome binding; RNA binding
Source: RefSeq, a predicted model, not a curated record